GCUAUGUUGUUUUUGCUUACUUUACCAGGAAGAAUAAACACUUACUGGUAUUUCCGUAGUCAACAGGAAGUACGGGUUAAGUAUAAAUCAUGUAACAUAAGGACGAAGGUGAUAAUAACCUUAAGUUGAGAUAAGGAUUCACAUACUUCACAUGUCAAUUCCAUAUUGACUAUAUAACGCAGUAUUUUCUAAAGGUAAGGAUCCAUUAGAUACAACGUCUUAGAAUACGGAAACAUCCAGGAUGGCCGAGAUAUUUUCUGAUGAGUUUUUCGGCUUUCUAGUACCAGACUAUCCUUCAAUACCUGCAGCUGACGGUAACAGCGUCAUCAACAGUUUGGCCAGGGUGUCCGUGGGUGACCCCGACUAUACACCAACGGGGAGUGCGAGUAGGUUUCGGCCUACAAGUGAGCCGGUAGAACAUGACAUGACGGAGGUACAUAACAGUGACGUCACUGAUGGUUUUACGGAUCAUGAGAGUAGUCCUCCCCGCAACUUGGAAGAAAAUGAUCCCGAAAAAUAUAACAUCGACAUUGGAUUUUCAGUCAAUAGGAACGAUGAUUGUGAAUGCAAAUCUACGGAUACCAUGAAUGACGAUAUUCUGAAAUCCAGUAUCGAGUUUCAGCUCACAAGAUCACACAAAGAAAAUGGCGGGUUUUCUCUGACGUCAUCACGGUCAUCCGGUCAUAUCAUCGACAUAAACGACACUGAUAACAGUCACGUGCGGCAUAUGAGACUACAGACUGGUGACACGAUUAUUGGCAUUAAAAACGUAGACGUCCGACCGUACGAACAUCACGUUUUGGUGUCCAUUUUGCAACACAUCUACGGGGAAGACAGUGGCGUUUUCAAAAUGGUGAUUGGUCGAAAUUUUAAGACUGACGACACCGGGAAGACGGAAGUUCGAUACAUAGAGAUCAAUGUAAUGUUUGAGUUUCCCACACGGGGCGAAACCAUUCUGCGCAUGUCCGUGGAUAUCGUAACAUGCACAUCUCUGUCCUUCACGAAAAUAGUUUGUGUGGAAUUCCAGGAUUUUAAAACGUGUUGGAUCCGGAACAAUGGCCGGUACUUGAGUGUUCAGAACGAUCAGCUCACAACAAAUGAACUCUUCACCAGUAGAACAGAUACCAAAUUCCAGUUUCAAUGGCUUACGUUCCACGGAUUGGAGGCUCGAACCCGCAAUAAUCGCGUGUUUCCGGCCAUUCUCUUCUGUGCCUUCCAACCAUCUGUCAACAACGCAUUCAUCACCGUCCUGAGUGGAAACCGAGUCGGUUUAGGAGGAAGCACCUCUCUCCGCCGCAGUAUGACAGCUGUAAGGAAACCAGACUGUCGUUUCUUCAAGGUCAGAUUAAUAUCUGAAGAAAGCUAUCUCUUAGAGUCUCUGGUGUACGAAAAUGUGUAUCUAUGCUCUGGCAAAAGAGGUCUAUCCAUGAGAAGAUAUACUUCGGACGUGAACGAUGUCUUUAGUAUCCCACGGGAGUUGAAGUUUGAGAUCUUGACGUCAGUUAGACAUGCCCUGACGUAAGGACUUCCAACCCAGGGCAGACAAACAAAUACAGGAAUAAUUUUCAUUGGAGGAUAUGAACAUUGCCAACAGGUCAAAUCACAUGACCUGUAAGUCAGAAUUGUUCUGAUCCCGUGACUGGUGCCAUGGCAUGUUUAGUUUACAGACUAAAUAGAAAGAAACAGCACAGUUAUACCUGGGGCAGUACAUCGUUGAUGAUAGAGUGAAAAAUCUUAAAGGACCAAUCCCUUUUCUUAAAUUCAAUUACAGGGACACGGAUUCCCAAGGGUUUGAUUCUAUACACUCAGAAUUACUUUUUUUACAAUUUUAUAUCUAUUUAUUCUUCUCAUGGACAUUUUCAAAUGCCUUACUCAGACGAAUUUUGGUCACCAGAUCACAGUUUUGAAUACUGGACUACCGUGGAUUUGUUGUGGGUCAUUACGAUUUACAAUCACAAACUUCAUACUUUAAAGAGAUUUCAUAUACUGUAUGUAAUUUUGAGUUGUAUAAUUAUACACAUAUUGUUUCCAAAUAUUUUAUGAUGAUAACAGUUCCACUAUUGUUGUUUUGACCAUACAUGUGCGUCAUGUUAACAUAACCCUAUUUUGAUCCAAUAUAUCAAUUUAUUUAUUUAUUUAUUUCCAAUUCUACAGACCCGGGGGUCCACUUACAGAAUGGAUAACAUCAUAAGUAUAAAAUAUCCCAGUCAGUUAUGCAUGUAACACAGAUUUAUAUAUACAAAAUAUUGAACUAUUGGUAAUAGUAUGCUUUGAUCGUAUUCUGAACAUAGCAAGAGACAAAUUAAACAUAUAUCACAGUCCAGAACAAGAUCGAAAGGAGUUCAAAUUACAUUGAAUCCUGAUUAAAGUUCUAUACUUUUGUUUUUACAUUUAUGCGACUUCCCUGACAGUAAAACUGAACGGAACGAGAUGAUCGUAGAUUACGACCAGGUAAAAAGGGUAAAAGACAAAUUGGCUCAACUAAAUAAGGACAGUCAAAUACACUAUUUACACAUUCGAAAAGAAAAACACAGUCUAAGAAUGUCGUGUUUUUUCGUCGCUGAUAAGCGUAUUUAUAAAAUUUGAAAAUGAACGUCAACCAGUUUUUCGAAAGCUUAUUAAAUUGGAAGUAAAGACAUUGGUCUGUAAUUAGAAACUACAUUACGUUUUCCAGAUUUAAAAAUGGGGAUGACAUUAGCUCUUUUAAAAAAAACAUUUUGAAAGAUACCGUCAUUCCAAGAACAAUUGAAAUAUUGCACAGUGGAACACAUAACUCAUCAGUGUACCCCUUAAAAACUACACACACAAAAUGUUGUUGUAACCACAAGCUUUGAAACCUACGGCCAUUUAAGGACGGUCUCCCCUGUAUAUAGAUUAACGUCCUUUCGACACCCACGGCCAUUUACAGACGGUCUCAUCCGUUUAUUGUUUAACGUCCUAUCAUCACCCUACGGCAAUUUAAGGACGGUCUACCAUGUGUAUUGUUUAACGUCCUAUCAACACCUACGGUCAUUUAAGGACGGUCUACCAUGUGUAUUGUUUAACGUCCUAUCAACACCUACGGUCAUUUAAGGACGGUCUACCAUGUGUAUUGUUUAACGUCCUAUCAACACCUACGGUCAUUUAAGGACGGUCUACCAUGUGUAUUGUUUAACGUCCUAUCAACACCUACGGUCAUUUAAGGACGGUCUACCAUGUGUAUUGUUUAACGUCCUAUCAACACCUACAGUCAUAUAAGGACGGUCUACCAUGUGUAUUGUUUAACGUCCUAUCAACACCUACGGUCAUAUAAGGACGGUCUACCAUGUGUAUUGUUUAACGUCCUAUCAACACCUACGGUCAUUUAAGGACGGUCUACCAUGUGUGUGUUAUGAAUACGUGUUGGAGGAAGUGUGUUUAGGCAGGUUGUGGUAUUUGUCUCCUUGUGAUAGCGCAGAACUGAUGUCGCGAAGGUGUGUUAUUUAUUUAUAUUAACCGUGCCAGUAGUGAGGACCUCACUUAAAUGACAUCCAGUGUGCAGCACUACGCCAUCCGACCUCCCUACCGAAGUGGAAGCCGGCUUAGUGUGUAUCUAAUCAUAUUCUGAUUUAAAAUCUAAUUAAGUUACUAUUUUUUUCAUUAAUCAUCCAAUUGUUUUCACAUUUCAAACUUCACUUGACCAAAUAUGACAACUAUUUAAGAAGGCGUGGUGCCUAACCAGUGGAGUUCACAGGUUCAGCAGUUUUUUGUGAAGUUAUGUACAUCGACAACGAAGGUAAAAACAUCAACUCGGUUAAACUAGCAAGCACACGAAUUAGUCAACAUACGAUGGGAAGUAACUCCUAAAUGUAUAUGAUUUUCUAGAAUGUAUCAACAAGUAUAUGAAUUUCUAGAAUGUAUUAACAUGUAUAUGCUUUUCCAGAAUGUAUUAACAUGUAUAUGAUUUUCCAGAAUGUAUUAACAUGUAUACGAUUUUCCAGAAUGUAUUAACAUGUAUAUGUAUCUAUUUUUGUACUAAUGAAUGUACUUAUUGACGUUUUGUUUGUUACCGUUAAUAAUUAAAAGUUAAUUCCUUUGUUAAGUUGGUUUGUCUGCCUCAAUGUCAAUGUUCUGUUCCAGUACUGGCUAGGUCGAGGUUUGAUCAGUACUGAUUUAUAAUCAUACAAUCUUACCCAUUUUACUUUUAGCCUUGAAAGGGCGAGAGAGUUGCACAUUAUAACAUAAAAUUGAUAAACGAUAUAUGCCGAUUAAUGAGGAUGGACAUUGGUACAUUCAUGUAUAUAGUUUAAAAUUAUAAAAGUGUCUAGAGUGACUCAUAUAUUGUGGCACUGUGGUAUUGUAUAUGUUGAGUUUCGGAAAGAAGUUUUAGAGUCAUUAUGCUGUUAGAGAAACUUUCUCCUGUAGGCUGUAGAUCAGUACAGUCCAGUAAAUCUACGUGAAAUGGAUCCUUUUAUGCGAUACAGUGAGGCUGGUCAUCACGUUUGUAUGGCCCAUCUUAAGGCGAGUAAGGACAUCCUCGACGUUUGUCUCUGUAGGCUAACAUGAGACAUUUCACUUCCUGCUUUGAUCGGCUGCAUUCAUUUUGUCACUGUUAUAAAAAAAAUAGUUACAAAUUGUUUAAAAUCGCUAAAAUGAAGUUUGAAAUUAGUUCCUACAGAGGUGUUGUUUGUCUACAAGACUGAUAUGAUAAGUCAGAAUAGAUAAUUACUCUCGGUACAUCGUUAGUUUUAAUGUGUCUAGCGAGGGUGAGGCAGGUAGCGUGGGCUUCUGUCGUUAUUUGAGGCAUCAUUCGAAAGUUUUCACCUGAGAGCUGCGUCAUUCGUAAAUAUGGCUGUGGUCGCCUGAUACUCGAACUUAUAACCAUUAGUCUAUUUAAGCAUUGAACUGUUUUGUAUGGUAUUUAUGAUCUUUUUGAAUGCCAGAGCUUUGCAAGCAAACAACAUAAUGUGCGUUAAACAGUUCAACGCUUACAUUUAUAUUCCUUUUACUUUUUUUUUUUUAUCUUUUAGAUGCUAUAAUUCAUAUUUAAAAUUCAUAAUUCCUGCCUUACCGACAGUCAGCAGACUUUUUGUCAGUCGUUAGAACAGCCGGAACAUGGUCGCGUGUUUUUUGGCAAACAAAAUAGUACAUAGAAAAUAAAAAAAAAAUAAAAACAACUCAAUUUUGUUAAUCAUUUUAUUAUCUACGUAAUGCGCAAAUGGCAUAUUUUUUUUUAUAACAAAUAAUGUUGACAAAAUAAUAAGUCUUUAAACUUAAUUAUCCUGGAUAUUGUAGUUCCGGUUUGUGUUGUAUUAAUACGCUGAUAAGUGUAGCGUGUGAUGGAUGACAUUUAAACGUACAGCAAUGUCAGAGCUCUCUAACAGACUAUAUAGUGACAAUGCCAGACAAAUGUAAAUAUAAUAAUUCAAAUCACUGUAUUUUGACUGAACAUGUAUAUGUAAGAACACCUUAGCACAUAAUUCAAAUAAUUUCGUAAAAUGGAAUUCGAUAAUAUAGAAACGUAUAUCAUUAUAUAGCGAAAUGCAUUGUAUUAAAUUGCAUUGUAUUGCAUUGUAUUGUAUUGUAAUUAUUGUCUUGUAUUUUGAUUAUUGUCUUGCAUUGUAAUUAUUGUACUGUGUAAUUAUUGUAUCGUAAUUAUUGUAUUGUAUAAUUUGAGUCAUUGAGGGCCAAACAGAUUUGAAGGAUGUUCACAGAAAGAAAAAAAACAUUAAAAUAAAAGUAAAGUUUCGAAAGAUAAAAUCUGAUAUAAUAGUGUAAAUAUUUGUUAUGAAAUGAAGUGUACAAGUACUUAUCUUUAGGUGUCAUUUUUAUAGGAAAAUAAUGUUAUGCUUUAAACAGGAAUAGAUGAUUAUCAAUUUCUAAAAAUAGUCAUGUAAUAUACUAAACAGUUUUACCAACAUUUUGCUGUAGAUGCUAACAGUUUCUUCUUUAGAGUUACAUAUUAGUAAGAUAUAGCGUGGAAUAAUUCGAAGUCACCAAAAUAAUCUUUUUUGUUUGUUUGUUACUAACGCUCUUAUUCCACUGACAUAAUGCUUGAACAAAGUUGAAUUAAUACAACGACCACAUGAUCUAUUUGGAUGGAGUGAAAGUGUAACUGUGAAUGUAUUAAAUGUGAAUUUGUUGUCUUUACUCGUGUAUUUCUAUAUGUGAUGUUUUGCAAAGAAAAUUUGAAAAUGAAUGAAAAACAAAUUAAAAAACCCUGAACAAUA
Messenger RNA from Pecten maximus, 6188 nucleotides. RefSeq lists its product as uncharacterized. Lineage: Eukaryota; Metazoa; Mollusca; Bivalvia; Pectinida; Pectinidae. Gene Ontology annotation, molecular function: protein binding. The record is from RefSeq and is a predicted model, not a curated record. Bases 242 to 1522 code for a protein of 426 amino acids. The transcript has 12 exons.